AUGAAACUCUUAGCAAUAUCUCCCUCCCUCGAUAUCCGCUUCGUCACAGUUGUUCUGCUGGUGAUGGGCCUCUCUACUCCAGGACAAGCAGAAAUCACCAGUCUGGACUCAGGCAACAUUGAUGACGUGCUAAAUAAUGCUGGGGUGGCAUUAGUGAAUUUUUAUGCAGACUGGUGCAGGUUCAGUCAGAUGCUCCAUCCAAUUUUCGAGGAGGCAUCUAACAUAGUGAGGGAGGAGUUCCCUAAUACCAAGCAGGUGGUGUUUGCCCGUGUCGACUGUGACCAACAUUCGGACAUAGCCCAGCGGUACCGCAUCACCAAGUAUCCGACAUUGAAGUUGUUCCGCAAUGGGAUGAUGAUGAAGAGGGAGUACAGGGGUCAGAGGUCGGUGGCGGCCAUCGCUGACUUCAUCCGCCAGCAGCAGGUCGACCCCGUGAAAGAGAUACACUCACUGGAGGAGGUCAAUGCUGUGGAUAGGAGCAAGAGAAACAUCAUAGGUUACUUUGAAAAUAAGGACUCGGAUAACUACCACACAUAUGAAAAAGUUGCCAACAUCCUUCGAGAUGACUGCACGUUCUCGGCUGCCUUUGGUACUGUAUCUGAGUCUGAGCGCUUCAGUGGAGACAAUGUAAUCUACAAGCCUUUGGGGGAGAGUGUCCCUGACAUGGUCUACCUCAGCUCACUCAACAACUUCGACCUGACCUAUGCUUGGGCCCAGGACAAGUGUGUGCCUCUGGUCAGGGAGAUCACCUUUGAAAAUGGAGAGGAGCUGACUGAAGAAGGAAUCCCUUUCCUCAUCUUGUUCCACGUUAAAGAAGACGCAGAGAGCUUAGAGAAGUUCCAACAUGAAGUGGCUCGCCAGCUCAUCAGCGAGAAAGGGUCUAUAAACUUCCUGCAUGCAGACUGCGAGAAGUUCCGCCAUCCUCUGCUCCAUAUUCAGAAAACUCCUGCUGACUGUCCCGUCAUCGCUAUAGACUCAUUCAGACACAUGUAUGUCUUCCCCGACUUCAAAGACCUCGAUAUCCCUGGCAAGCUGAGGCAGUUUGUGCUGGACCUUCACUCUGGAAAGCUACACAGAGAGUUUCACCAUGGUCCUGACCCCACGGACAGCACGCCUGGACAGGAGGAGACGGGAGGAGAGGUGGCCAGCAGCCCUCCAGAGAGCUCGUUCCAGAAGCUGGCGCCCAGCGAGACUCGCUACACCAUCCUCAGACGGGACCGCGACGAGCUGUGAUCUUACAACAGCCUCCAGUGAUCCUGAGACUCAAUGCCACGCCCCGGGGUCAGGGAGGGGGUUAGGGUUGGGACAGGCCAGCGGGACAGAACAGCAACACCCAACACCCUUACUGAAGAGAGAGGAGGAGGAGGAAGAAGGAGGAGGAGAAAAAGAAGAACAGGAGAAGGAGUACAGUCCACGACACGACCAUGUUGGAAUAACCUAUAUUUUCAUAACUCUUUCACGUACAAUUUUUAUUUUGGAUCAAAAGGAAGUGGGAUAAAGAAGAAAAUGUGUGUGGGCAGGGGUUAGGGGCAUUAGGACAUCAAGAGAAGUGUUUUUACUUUUAUUUUUUGGAGCUUGUAAAUAUGUUUGUGCUACAUGGGAGUCUCAUUGUUGGUCUAAAUUAAAUGCAGAGUUUUCUUUAUUUUAUUCCUUUCUUUUUCAUCACCUGGCUUUUUGUAGAAGAACCCAGAACAGUUCCCUCACUCCAGUCGUAUGGUUCUUAUCUGUGGGUAGUCCAGUUCAGCCUGUCUGAUAGGAGACGCUUGUUUAGUCUCACCGGCCUCAUGGCUGCAUCUCAAUAUGACCAACUCUAGUCUAAUUCAUUUGUAUAGCACAAGUCGUAACAAUAUGCCUGUUGGAAGUAGCUUUAUCUCCAUAUCUUCUCCACACACUCGGCGUUCUGAAGGAAUAGAAAAAUAUUUUGAAAUACUUUGUAGGAGUAACGUAAUGUCAAACCGUGACUUGAGACAGAAGAUAAAGAGACAGAGCUAAUCCAGCCUAUUGAGAUGCACCCCUUCUCUCCCUGGUACUAAAUGGUUAUAGAUUAUGAUGUCUUUUACAGUGCUUAUAAAAAGAAUUGCCCCUUUUGGAACUUUUUAUGUGUUACUGUUUUAUAACACUGAAUCACGGUGGAUUGUAAUUAGGAUGUUUUUUUUUUUUUGCCAGCAAUCAACAGAAAAUACUAUAAUGACAACGUGAACAAGCCUUUGGCCGUUGUACUAAAUUCUGUGUUUAGUAUAGGUCUAACACAAAAAACACACCAUCCCCAUCACGAAGCCUGGUGGUGGCAGUAUCAUGCUGUGUGGAGGCUUCUUUGCAGUGGGCUCUGGACGGCUCGUGAUGGUAGAAGGUUAAAUUGAUGCAGCAGGUUAAAGAGAAAUCCUGGUGCAAACGUACAACUAUAGAUUUAUAUUUUAUAGUAAGACAACCCCAAACAUAAAGCCAAAUGUACACAGGAAUGGCUUGAAAACAGCCAGGUGAAUGCCCUGGAAGUCAGUGUCCAGACCUUAGACAAAUCCAGUAUUUGUGUCAGGACUUGAUAAUUGCUAUUCACUCCAAGUACGAGAGUGUAACUGACCGAAGUAGCUUGAAAGGGAAAGAUGUCCAGAUGUGUAAAGCUGUUACAAGCCCACUGAUGUAGACGUGAGGCUGUAACUGUUGCCAAAGGUGCCUCUAUUAAGUAUUGUCUUGAAGGACAUUAAUACAUGUGCAAUCAAAAAUGUUAAUUUUAGAAAAGACCAAUCUGAAGAAAUCUGAAAAUGUUUCUUUGUGUUCAGUGUCUAAAAGGCCGAUUGCCUCCACUACUAAAACAGUAAAACAUUAAAAAGUCAAAGCGGGCCUUUUUAAAGGCACAGUAUUUGCUGUAAAACCUCUGAGUGGUUAUCCCGGGAAUCAAUUAGGAGGGGGAAAAUGAUUUUAAAUGGGGAACUUGAACACGAUUAUGACAUUUAUGAAAUGGCUGUUGUUUUUGCUGUUACCUGUUGUCAAAUGUGUCAUCAUGCUGGGGGAGAAAAGACUGCAUCCUUCCCUGUGUUUUAAAAAGCUGAGAGACAAGAGGGGGAAAACCCAUGUGAUAAACGGUGGAAAUUUACAGUCUGCCACUUUAUACGAGUUCUCUUAAAACUGGUUUUGUCUCUUUAUAUGUCUUUGAGGUUUUGGUACAAGUCUAAAUCCCUGAGAUCCACUGAGCGUGAAUGAAUCCAAAAGUGGAAGACAGAUUAAGGAUAUGGGGGACCCAUUGCUAAGUUUGUACUGUGCGUCCUGCCCUUCCAUAGAAGCCAACAGAUGCCUAGUGACAUAUCAGCCCACAUACAGGAGAGCAACAGGGGGGGAAUGUGAUACCAUUUCUAAACCAGUCAUCUCAGAGGGGAAGAAGAGUAAAAAAA
Molecule: messenger RNA, 3386 nt
Organism: Morone saxatilis (striped sea-bass)
Lineage: Eukaryota; Metazoa; Chordata; Actinopteri; Moronidae
Gene: erp44
Product: endoplasmic reticulum protein 44
Exons: 11
Coding region: 1-1233 (410 amino acids)
Source: RefSeq, a predicted model, not a curated record